AUGAGAUUCUCCUGUUCAAUUACUGCCUUGUCUGCCGCCUUGACCAUCAUGCCUUCGGUCUUUGCUUCCAAAGGAACAGUCUCGAUCCAAAUACCUCAAGAUACUCUAUGGCAUCCAGACGGAGACAAUGCCCCCCAUGCGGAACCCAUUAAAUUCGAAUUUACUGAUGGUGGCAAAAAAGAUUUCGGAUGGGGCAAAUUACAAGGUGAUGGUGAAUAUGUCUGGACAUUAAAGUGUCACGUUGAAACACCUAAAGAGUUCAAUGAGGAUGUCACUUUUACUUUGAGAAGUCAGACUGCAGCGGGUUUCGAAGGAUCAAGGGAUACACCCGCUCAUCUAUGGUGCGAUUCAGGUAGCUGUAAACUCGACAAAUGCGAAGGACCAAACGUCAUUCCCGUUGUUAAUUCCAAGGGCUGA
Molecule: messenger RNA, 417 nt
Organism: Kwoniella shivajii
Lineage: Eukaryota; Fungi; Basidiomycota; Tremellomycetes; Tremellales; Cryptococcaceae
Exons: 3
Coding region: 1-417 (138 amino acids)
Source: RefSeq, a predicted model, not a curated record